Molecule: messenger RNA, 1773 nt
Organism: Phaeoacremonium minimum UCRPA7
Lineage: Eukaryota; Fungi; Ascomycota; Sordariomycetes; Togniniales; Togniniaceae
Product: putative hydantoinase protein
Exons: 3
Coding region: 1-1773 (590 amino acids)
Source: RefSeq, a predicted model, not a curated record
AUGAAGAGAAUGCUUGAAAGUGUCAUUGACCGCGUCAAGCUCUCACCUGAACCAUGCACUGUGAUUCUUGUCGGCGGUGGUGUGAUUCUUUGCCCACCAGAAUUGAAGGGCGUUGACAAAAUUCUCAUUCCGGAACACGCGGGAGUUGCUAAUGCCAUUGGUGCAGCAAUGGCUAAAAUAUACGGAUCUGCCGAGUUGAUGGCAGAUGUAGCAGAUGCGAAGGAUUCCCUAACCAAAGCUAUGGCUCGGGCAGUAGAAGUCGUUGUUAGGAAAGGCGGUGAUCCUAGCUCCGUUACAGUGCUUAAUGAGGAAGUGAACUGGGUGCCAUACGCUGACGGUCAACGAUCGAUUAAGGUCGAGAUUGCUUGCCCGGCAAAUCACGGUAAAGUGUAUCAGGAGAUGCUCAGCAGCGUGAACCAGAAGACUGAAGAGGCAGAGGCUGACGAGGAGACCUAUGAUGAAACCAAAAGGCACGAAGCACCAACAGAGAAUGAAGAACUGGUAGCAAUGGGAGCUGCAACUGUUGAUAUUGAGACGUAUCGCCCAGAAGUCAACAGCCAAGGCGAGUGGAUCAUUUCCGAGACUGAUAUCAAGUUUAUCGAGAUCGGGUGCUACCUGCUUGGCUGCGGCGGCGGUGGCUCGCCUUAUGGCAGCUUUUUGGUCCUCAGACACAUGCUUCGGGAGGGCGAGUUAAUCAGAGUUGUCCGUUGCGAGGACCUCAGCGAAGAUGACGUAUGUCCUUCAGUAUGUGCAGUUGGUACACCUGCCGUUGGACUCGAGAGACCUGGAGGCGCUCUUGUGCUUCACGCCAUGCAAGCAAUGGAGAAGGAAGUCAAUGCGAAGUUCACAAAGAUUGUGGCUACAGAGAUCGGCGGUGCUAAUGGAUUGGGUACUCUGAUUUGGGGCGCCAAAAGACAUUACAACAUUCCUAUUGUUGACGGCGAUCUGAUGGGUCGUGCUUACCCGAACUUUGAGAUGGUUUCAAAAUAUGUCCAUGCAAAGUCUGUCAACGAGUUACUACCUGUCACUCUAUGUGACGGCAUGGGCAAGACAGCCGUCAUCCCCGCAAACCAAGUAGAUCAACUCUCGGCUGGGAAAGAGAUUCGAAAAGUAUGUGCCGAGAUGGGCUUCGCAUGCGGUGCUGCUGGCAGUCCUCUAUCCGGCACGAAUAUGCAGGACGUGGGCAUUCCUAAUAGCUUCUCACUUGCGUGGCGCCUUGGUAGAGUCGUUGCAAAAGCUCAACGAGCUGCGUCCAUCGCAACAGUUACGGAUGCCUUGAUCGAAGAGUCUGGUGGCAGCAAGAGUGCUCGGCGCAUCUUCCAGGGCAAGAUUCGGGGUGUAGCCAGCAAGAUCACGGCAACGGCACAUAGCUUGGGUGAGGUCACCAUCGAGCGACUUAGUGAUGACGAAAUGGAGACCGAUGCAGACAAAGUGGAGGCCUGGAGCGAGGUUGUGGUUCCAUUCAUGAAUGAGAAUCUAGCUGUCAUUGCAAAGAACAGCAAAGGCGAAGAAACGAUUCUGGCGACGGUACCCGAUCUGAUCUUUCUCCUUGAUACCUCAACUGGUGAGGCUAUAGGGACGCAAGAGUACCGAUAUGGUCUCAAAGUGACUGUAAUGAUUAUGGCGCCGCAUCCGGUAUGGACCUCCAAGCGCGGUCUUGAGAUUACUGGUCCAAAGGCCUUCGGACUGCCUUAUGAAUACAACUCAUCUCUAGAAUAUACUAAACCAGAAAGCGUUAUAGAUGAGUUCAAGCCAACGGAAGGAUGCCACUAG